AGUAAGCCGCCAGAAAAUGCCGUCAAAAUAGUGGACGUUCAAUUGGCUUAUGGCAAACACCAGGUGCUUACCGGUAUUAACAUGACUGUGCCGGCUAGAAAAAUAUAUGGACUUCUUGGACCCAGUGGUUGUGGUAAAACAUCAUUAUUGCGCUGUGUGGUCGGCAUACGAGCACCCGAUAGUGGACGCAUAACGGUGUUCGGUAAAGUUCCCGGUCGACCAGACAGUGGUAUACCGGGACCAGGACUCGGUUAUAUGCCACAAGAGAUCGCAUUGUUUACUGAUUUUUCAAUUUACGAAACAUUUCAAUAUUUUGGACGAUUAUAUGAAAUUGAUUUAUCAAAAGUUAACGAAAGGACUGACCAAUUGAUAUCAUUGUUGAAUUUGCCGAAUAAACACACGUUUAUUAAAAGAUUAAGUGGCGGACAAAAACGGCGGGUGUCGCUAGCCAUGGCACUCAUUCAUUCACCACCGUUGCUCAUAUUGGAUGAGCCUACAGUAGGUGUGGAUCCAGUACUCCGUCAAAGUAUAUGGUCACACAUGGAGAUGCUGUGCCGUGAGUUAGGCCUCACAAUAAUCAUAACCACCCAAUACAUUGAAGAGGCGCGCAGUGCUGACAUUGUGUCGUUCAUGAGAAACGGUAAACUACUGAUGGAAAGAAAUCCCAUACAACUGUUGAAUGCUAUGAAUCUGCCGUCACUGGAGUCGGUAUUUCUCAAACUAUGCCAAAUUGAGUCCCACGACAAUGACAACAAUAAUGGUUCAAUUGGUACUACUACUACUACUACUGGCGACAAUCUGGACUCAGUGGUCAGUACCGGUGCCGACAAUAGUAUAGCCGUUUACGAUAGCAAUGCACUUGAACUAAAGGUGCGCACAGAUAGCAAUCUUUCGCCAAACAUUGAUAGCAUCAAUCAUAGAAUUAGCCGUACAGUUAGGGCAACACCCGUACAACAGUUGACUAAUAAAUCAAGAUUUGGCUUUUUUCGUCGGGUGUCGGCAUUGAACUGGAAAAACAUAACCGGUAUUCGCCGCAACCUAUCGAUGCUUGUCAUACAGUUUCUUAUGCCAUCGUUUCAAUGUCUGUUAAACUUUACAUGUCUGGGUCCCGAUCCCUAUGAUCUGCCGAUUGCUGUCUAUAAUCCCGAUUCACCGGCCGUUAUGAGCGCUUUGUUUCUCCGUUCACUCAGUAAUGUCACAUUUAAUUUGAUACCGUUUGAUACGUUAGACGCAGCACUUGAUCGGGUACGGGAAGGCAACGCCUGGGCAGUCAUAUCGUUUGCCGCCAACUAUAGCCGACAGAUGCAGACAUUGGCCUACGAAGACUCGGCCGUCGAGUCGAUACCGAAAAUUGGUCUCUAUUUGGAUACCACUAACUAUGUGAUCAGUAAUACCAUACAAAAGGAACUGUAUCUAACUUAUAACAGAACAGCCCUAAUGAUGGCCGAGUUGGCCGGCGCUAAUAUAUCGGCUGAUGGAUUGCCUAAUCCAAUAGCCAUAGAGGGUAUUGUUUACGGCGUAGAGUCACCACAAAUGACAGAGUUUAUGGCACCGGGUCUUAUAUCGAUGGCCAUAUUUUUUGCCGCAAUGGCACUGACAGCCAUAACACUGGUAUUGGAGCGUAAAGACGGUGUGUUUGAGCGGACACUAGUGGCCGGUGUCAAGACAUUUGAGUUUAUAGUAUCACAGAUCAGCACACAGCUCAUUGUGCUGGCCGUACAGGUGCUGCUCAGUAUAAUCACUAUGUUUUACAUAUUGAACAUCGACAGCAAAGGAUCCAUUGGACUGGUAUACGCUAUAACAUUAAUACAGGGAAUGUGCGGUAUGGCACUGGGACUUGUGGUGUCGGCAUUUAGCGAAAAUGAAAGCCAAGCCCUGGCAAUGUCUAUGGCCUCAUUCCUUCCGGUGUCCAUUAUAUCUGGUAUUUUUUGGCCCGUAGAAGCUAUGCCGUCAUUUAUGAAACCGAUUAGCUAUUUUGGACCGCAAACACUAGCACUGGACAGUAUGCGGUACGUCAUAUCGCGCGGUUGGGAUAUCUACUACUUGUCAGUGAUAUAUGGAUUAGUUGCGCCCGCCGUUUGGUUUGUAUUGUUAGUUAUAAUAGCGGCCAUCGGUUUUCAUAAUAUAUCUUUUCGAUGA
Messenger RNA from Oppia nitens, 2139 nucleotides. Its product is annotated as ABC transporter G family member 20-like. Gene Ontology annotation, molecular function: ATP binding; ATP hydrolysis activity; ABC-type transporter activity. The transcript has 5 exons. Gene Ontology annotation, cellular component: membrane. Bases 82 to 2139 code for a protein of 685 amino acids. The record is from RefSeq and is a predicted model, not a curated record. NCBI's taxonomy places the organism in Eukaryota, Metazoa, Arthropoda, Arachnida, Sarcoptiformes, Oppiidae.